Molecule: messenger RNA, 1147 nt
Organism: Phodopus roborovskii (desert hamster)
Lineage: Eukaryota; Metazoa; Chordata; Mammalia; Rodentia; Cricetidae
Product: coiled-coil domain-containing protein 121-like
Source: RefSeq, a predicted model, not a curated record
GAUUCUGAGAACAUGCUUGCCCAGAGCCCCAGAAGUACCCCUCUGCCCACACCACACCUUACUGUUUUAAAUACAUAUCUCAAGCCAAAGUUGCUAACGAGGUUGGAGAAACGUGUGAGAAGGAACACAGUGGUGGCGCUGAAGGAGCUGGGCCAGCAAAUCCAAGAAACUAAAUGCCGGAGGGAAAGGCUGCUGAAGGACAGCAGGCAGCUACUAGAGGAAAAAUACCGGGUGUGGGCCGAAAACCAGCUUUUCAUGGGAUACCUGCGUCAAAACAGCGAGUGGUGCGAAAAGAAACGGGAGGCGCUUUGGAGGCAGUGUGCCCAAGAAUGUGGCGAGAUUGAACGAAGGAGACAAGAACUGGCGUCCAGAAACGCCCAGAGAAACGCAGCCCUUCAAGCACAGCUCCUGUGGGGCAGAAAGACCCAGGAGGAUUUAAAGCAGCAGCUGCAAGCUCUGAGGACCAUUUUCAAGGUAAAGGAGAGGCAGGACAUGAAAAUGCAGGCAUUGGAGAAGGAGAAAGAGAAAAUCCGAAGUGAGACAGCGGCCAAGGACCAGGAGGCACACAUGCAGUUCCUGCAGGAGAAGGCACUGAUGGAAAAGGAGUUGGAAGAAUUGCAUUUGAUGCAGCUGGGGAAGAUCAGCGCCAAGGGGCUUAGAAGGAAGCACCAGGCCUUGGCGCUGGCAUGCAAGCAGGCUCAUUUUGAGUUCUGUGGCAGCCUCCACAGAGAGAACCAGCAGCUACGAAAGGAACUUCAGCAACUGAGUCAGGAGUAUCGCGUGGUGGAAGCUGUGAGGAGCCAGCUGGAAAAGCAACAGCAGCUGGUGAAGGAGGAGCAGUGGUAUCUAGAAGCCUUGAUCAGAGGGCGGCAGCGGCUGCAGGCCGGACGUGAGCGCGGCCAACCCGGUCAUAACCCAUGCAUCAAGGGGGGCGCUACAAAGACCACGCUGAGCAGCAAAUCAAGAACAAAUUCAAAUUAACAGCUACUGUAAGUGAUUGAAGAAUUUGAGCAUCGGAGAUAAUCUACAAUCCAAAAAAGUAUUCUUCAUGGAGAAUAGAAUUUUGUUUUCAUAAAGGGGCAGAUGUUGUGCUAUUGGGUUGUGGUCCUACCCUGGGACCCAUGCCUUCCUGGGGCUGCUGUGGAUU